AUGACCCGUUUCGUGUCGGAGUUUGACGCUUUGGGCGCGGCCUAUCAGCAGGUGCCGAUCACCUGCGUGUCGACGGGCUACGCGCUGGGGGGCGGGUCCGCGGGGUCAACAUUCCUCGAAACACCGUCUGCCCCGAUGAACAGUCUGUACGUCCAGAUGCAGAGCCGGUGGGGCAGUCGCAUGGCGUUCACUUUCAAUUUCUAUCCGUACUUCAACGGCUGGCGCGACGCCGACGGUGGCUGUGACAGCGCCCUUGCUUGGGGCAACUGCUUCGAGAGGAACUGCAUGGUGCCCAGCAAGGUGAAGGACGCGCGCAACAAGAUCAUGCAUCUGACAGGCGACGCCACCCGGCUGCUGUGGAUAGGCGAGACGGGUUGGUCUUCUUCGGUCUCUGAGACUUUGGGCACAAGCGACAUCACGGAAUGUCUUGAAUGGGCGUCGCCUGAUUCGUUCCGGAGGUACUACGAGGGAUUCUUGGGUUGGGACCUCGGCUUCACUCCCGACCAGUGCUACUAUCACGUUCAGUUAGCGGACACGAGCAAGGGCGAAAGCGGAUGCGCCAAUGCUUCGUUGUCGUGGAGCGAGUACGUGAACGACAUCGGCGAGUGCCGGGCGAAUUGCAAUGCACAGGGCGCAGUCUACAUCUCGUGGCACGCGGACAGGCGGUGUGGAUGCUACUCCAGUUGCGAGCUGUCGCGCCCAGCGUCAGAGUUCGGGGCGGCCGCUGUGUUCUACGAGUGCGGCGGGGACGUGCCUGUGGACCACGCUUUCUUCUUCUCGCUGAGAGAUUCGCAGGUAUUCGGCAAGACGGAGGCGUUUGGUUUGGUGGGCCGUUGCGACGAGCCCACUUGCAAGGUUGUGGCAUCCCCGAGUUUCCAGACGUACGACUACCAGGUCUUUGGCAAUGCCUCGGAGAAGUGCGGUGGGCUUGUACUGUUCGACGGCCCGUCCUACGGGGCUGAGAAUUGCCAAAACAAGUGUUCUAUGGACUCCCGGUGCGCGUUCUUCACACGAUGGCCCAAUUCAUGGGAAUACGAUGGUCAAGACGUGUAUUGGUGCAGGUUGACGGAGAGCUGUUGCGACACAGAAGUUGUAGACGAUUAUCUGCAAGUUUACGCAAAACGCGUUGUGGGUUACGACCCUAACAGCAGCGUUGAUUGUGACAGCACACAGACUGACUCCGCGGUAUCCGAGCGCGGUUUCUCUCUGACGGCUGGGAUUGUUCUACUGUGCAGUAUGUUUUCGGGCUCUUUCUGA
Molecule: messenger RNA, 1257 nt
Organism: Prorocentrum cordatum
Lineage: Eukaryota; Dinophyceae; Prorocentrales; Prorocentraceae
Source: the annotation of a GenBank genome assembly